CAAAAACAAGGACGAUGAAUGGUCAAGUCAGUGACGUCACUUCCGCCGUGAGUGACGACGUCACCAGCCGUGAUGACGUUUCCGAUGAGUUGAUGUCAGUGAUAAGGAGUCUGACGUCAUCACGCAGAUACGUGCCGCAGUGGUACGUGUACGACACACGCGGGUCGGAGAUGUGCGAGGAAUUGAUACAGAAGUCUGAAACCUACAAUGUCUGGCAACACGAGUACAGCAUACUCCAGGCUCACGCAGACGAAAUCGCCGGUAAAGUCUCGCCCCCAGCCGUUCUCGUGGAUCUCGGCAGCGGUGGGUCCUCCAAAACGCGCCUGGUUAUCGAGGCUAUGCGGAAGCGGCGCGAAAACUUCACGUUUGUUCCAGUGGACAUGGCGAAGGAGUAUAUCGAGUCGUGCGGUCGGCAGCUGGAGACAGACUACCCCGAGCUGACCGUGGAGCCGUUCGGCGGACUGUACAUGGACGGGCUGCGGCACGUGUCCGCCCGGGAGGAGCCCAAGUUACUCCUGUUCCUCGGCUCCAGCUUCAACAACAUCUCCGUCCACGAACAGGGGAGGUUUCUGCGGGAGAUACGGGCUCAGCUCAGGGCCCCAGACAGGUUCGUGAUUGGGUUGGACAUGAACACAGACCGGGAGGCGGUGUGCCAGGCGUACGGGAAACAGUGGACACCGAUAUGGCGAGACAACCUCAUCGACAGAUUCAAUAAGGACUUCGGCGGGACCAUGGACGCGGAGAAGUUUGAGUACCAGGUGGACUUUGUGGAGAAUCCUGCUGACGGAGACACGCCGAGUUACGUGGUGGGGUAUCUCAGGAGUGCCGCAAGGCAGAGGGUGCACUUUGAAACGCUCGGCCUCGACAUUGACUUUGAAGACGGCGAAAAGAUUUACUUCUACGAGGGGCCGAACACAAGCUGCAAGUUUAACCCCAGACAAAUACGCUGCCUAGCGGAGAGAAGCGGAUUUACAGUAGAUGCUCUCUGGACCAACGAUGAGGAGAAUUAUGGUGUACGUCUGUUUGGCACCGACAGAUUUUAUUCCUACCGCAGUUUAAGGUUCCUCAAAAGAUAG
Molecule: messenger RNA, 1076 nt
Organism: Branchiostoma belcheri (Belcher's lancelet)
Lineage: Eukaryota; Metazoa; Chordata; Leptocardii; Amphioxiformes; Branchiostomatidae
Product: histidine N-alpha-methyltransferase-like
Exons: 6
Coding region: 15-1076 (353 amino acids)
Molecular function (GO): methyltransferase activity
Source: RefSeq, a predicted model, not a curated record